This is a messenger RNA of Ylistrum balloti, 1534 nucleotides long. RefSeq names its product large ribosomal subunit protein uL24m-like. The transcript is spliced from 6 exons. The coding region runs from base 60 to 818 and encodes 252 amino acids. Gene Ontology annotation, molecular function: RNA binding; structural constituent of ribosome. Gene Ontology annotation, biological process: translation. The record is from RefSeq and is a predicted model, not a curated record. Lineage: Eukaryota; Metazoa; Mollusca; Bivalvia; Pectinida; Pectinidae. Gene Ontology annotation, cellular component: ribosome; mitochondrion.
UGGUGAUGGUUAAGUCAGCUGUACUAUUUCAGACGGUAUUUAAAUCAGAAUAACCCAGAAUGAGACUUACAGUCGUUCUGCUAAAGGAUAGCAGUAAGUAUGUGAAGCGUUAUUUAGGGAGAAUAAUGCAAGAUUCCCUAAGCAACAAAACAUGGAAGCCACAUACUGGAUGGGUUAAUGUUCCUAAAGAAGUAAAAAGUUCGAAAUGGUAUUAUUCUGAGUUUCCUGUAUGGACUGAACAAGCAAGAAUGGUAUACCAGCGAAAGACGAGGACACCCCCAAUUCAACCCAUUAAACAGUGGAAUAUAUUUAUGGAUGAUUUGGUGGAAGUUCUGGUGGGUAAGGACAAAGGGAAACAAGGACAUGUGAUAAAAAUUAUUAAGGAAAGGAACUGGUGUUUUGUACGAGGCUUACAUGUGGAGCACAAAUAUGAACCAGGCGAUUCAACAACUCACCCCGGGACAUGUGAAUGUAAAGAGAAACCCCUCCUGGUGACCACAGAAGUGGCUUUAGUUGACCCCUCCGAUAGAAAACCAACAGAAUUUGAAUGGCGGUUCACAGAGGAAGGAGAAAAGGUGCGAGUAUCGAAAAGAACGGGUAGAAUCAUUCCCAUUCCCCUGGAUGAACAAGAUAUUCUUGUACUUGAAAGAGGUGCUCGGAAAAGCAACUAUAAAAAGGGUAAUAGAGAUACAGCUGAAUCAGAUGUUGUUGAGAUAACAUUUGAACCAAAACUGGUCUCAUUUGAACAAGACAUUAUGGAAUCUAUGGGUAUCAAGGACGAACAGAAUCCAAAUGAACCACAGACUUAUUGGUAUUAGAAAAUCCUCUGUUAAAUGAAUACCCAGGAAAGAUGCCAUCAGACUUAUUGGUAUUAGAAAAUCUUCUAUUAAAUGAAUACCCAGGAAAGAUGCCAUCAGACUUAUCGGUAUUAGAAAAUCCUCUGUUAAAUGAAUACCCAGGAAAGAUGCCAUCAGACUUUUCAGUAUUAGAAAAUCUUCUAUUAAAUGAAUACCCAGGAAAGAUGCCAUCAGACUUAUCGGUAUUAGAAAAUCCUCUGUUAAAUGAAUACCCAGGAAAGAUGCCAUCAGACUUUUCAGUAUUAGAAAAUCUUCUAUUAAAUGAAUACCCAGGAAAGAUGCCAUCAGACUUAUCGGUAUUAGAAAAUCCUCUGUUAAAUGAAUACCCAGGAAAGAUGCCAUCAGACUUUUCAGUAUUAGAAAAUCCUGUUGAAUGAAUACCUGGGAAAAGUGCCCUCAGACUUAGUCAGUCUGACACUAGAUAUCUGUUCAGCAGAGUAAUUUACUAAGGUGUGUAUAACAUGUUCAGUGCUGGAAGAUACACUACUAGCUAACUCAAUCUCUUUCAGAUUUUGAAGGAUUGUACUUCUUUUAGAGUCAUGAAAGGCUGAGGAGAUAUGUCUGUUUAAGUCAUGAACAUUAAAUGGACUUCACUUAUGUGUGAGAGUGCUAAUUUGUGAUAUGUAAAUGAUGUAUGAGAAUAUUUGUAAAGAAGAAAAUAAAAAAUUCAUCAAGUA